Molecule: messenger RNA, 2444 nt
Organism: Lolium perenne
Lineage: Eukaryota; Viridiplantae; Streptophyta; Magnoliopsida; Poales; Poaceae
Product: endo-1,4-beta-xylanase 4
Biological process (GO): carbohydrate metabolic process
Molecular function (GO): hydrolase activity, hydrolyzing O-glycosyl compounds
Source: RefSeq, a predicted model, not a curated record
UGCCAGGCAUGCAUCUAAUGAGCAUGUGAAUCACUAAAUGCAAUGGGUUAAUUACCUCCACACAUGUGAAACUGACUUCCUACUAUUUUUAUCUCCUUCUAUGACAGCCAUUUCUUGAUAUAAAUGCUAAACUCAACGUAGUACCUUGUUGCUCUCCGAAGUUCUCUCCUCCCAAGUUUAUAGAAUCAAAGUUAAGUUAUAGCACAGAGAUCAGUUGCUCCUAGUGGUAUAGGAAAUAUGAAGGACUGCACAGGAAAGUUCGUCCUCCUCUUGUUUGUUGUCCUCCUCUUUGAAGGAUGCUUGGCAAAAUCUUACAAAUCAGAUAAGUCGGAGAAAUCGGAGAAGUCGGAUAAAUCAGUUACAUAUGACUAUUCAGCAAACAUUGAGUGCGAGAAGGAGCCGCCAAAACCAUUGUACGGUGGCGGCAUCCUGACCAGUGCUGAGGCGCCGGCCACUGUGUCGGCUGGUGGCAAGAAGCUCCUAAUGGCAAAGAGCAAGAGCGCCCCAGCAAAGGGCUCCACACUCAAGGUCGAGCUCGAAAAGGAUACUCACUAUGCCCUCUCUGCUUGGCUGCAGCUUUCCAAGAGCACCGGUGACGUGAGGGCCAUCCUGGUGACACCCGACGGUAACUUCAACACCGCAGGCAUGAUAGUGGUCCAGUCCGGCUGCUGGACCAUGCUCAAGGGUGGCGCCACCUCUGUCGCUGCAGGCAAGGGUGAGCUCUUCUUUGAGACCAACGUAACCGCAGAGUUGAUGGUGGAUAGCAUGGCGCUGCAGCCCUUCAGCUUCGAAGAAUGGCAGUCUCAUCGCGAUGAAUCUAUUGCCAAGGAGCGCAAGAAGAAAGUAAAGAUCACCGUCCACGACUCCGACGGCAAUGUGCUGCCGGACGCAGAGCUGUCCCUGGAGCGGGUGGCCAAGGGUUUCCCCCUUGGCAACGCAAUGACGAAGGAGAUCUUGGACAUCCCAGAGUAUGAGAAGUGGUUCACAUCACGGUUCACGGUGGCAACGAUGGAAAACGAGAUGAAGUGGUACAGCACAGAAUACGACCAGAAUCAAGAGUUGUACGAGAUCCCGGACAAGAUGUUGGCUCUGGCAGAAAAGUACAACAUCUCGGUGCGUGGGCACAACGUGUUCUGGGACGACCAGAGCAAACAGAUGGAUUGGGUGAGCAAGCUGAGCGUGCCACAGCUCAAGAAGGCGAUGGCGAAACGGCUGAAGAAUGUGGUGUCUCGCUAUGCCGGUAAGCUCAUCCACUGGGACGUGCUCAAUGAGAACCUCCACUACAGCUUCUUCGAGGACAAGCUCGGUAAGGAUGCCUCUGCCGAGGUCUUCAAGGAGGUGGCCAAGCUUGACGACAAGCCCAUCCUCUUCAUGAACGAGUAUAACACCAUCGAGGAGCCCAACGAUGCAGCGCCGCUGCCUACCAAGUACCUUGCCAAGCUCAAGCAGAUUCAGUCAUACCCGGGCAACAGUAAGCUCAAGUACGGCAUCGGCUUGGAGAGCCACUUCGACACCCCCAACAUCCCCUAUGUGAGGAGCUCACUCGACACCCUUGCGAUGGCCAAGGUCCCCAUCUGGCUCACUGAGAUCGACGUAAAGAAGGGGCCCAAGCAAGUGGAGUACCUGGAGGAGGUGAUGAGGGAGGGGUUUGCGCACCCAGGGGUGAAGGGCAUAGUGCUGUGGGGUGCUUGGCAUGCUAAAGAGUGCUAUGUCAUGUGCCUCACGGAUAAGAACUUCAAGAACCUUCCUGUUGGGGACAUCGUUGACAAGCUCAUCGCCGAGUGGAAGGCCGUGCCCAAGGACGCCAAGACCGAUGAUAAGGGUGUAUUCGAGGCUGAGCUCUUCCACGGUGAAUACAAUGUUACCGUGAAGCACAAGUCACUCAAGGACCCCAUUGUGCACACAGUGAAUCUUGACUCGAAGUCAGAGGUCACCAUCAAGGCUAAGGAGUAACUCACUGACUGGCCUAGCUAGAGGUAACAUUUUGCUAUGCUUUUCUGCCAAUAUAGCUUUUAUGUUACCUAUCUUGUGGUGUUGCAAUAAGACAUCCAUGUCCAGUAAGGUGUUUUAGUGUUGGAGCUUGGCAUUGCUCAUGUUGCUUGGGGACAGGUAACAUUUUUGAGAGGCAUAUGCAAUUAUUGAUCCACUGAUAUGGCGCCUGCAUUUUGAAAGUGCUCUGUGUAGAAUCAAUAGAGCGGUAAUGAGAUUGGUCUGCGCAAGACGAUCUCUGGAUAUAAUCAAGUGACUGUACAUCUAAAUUAGCUUCACUGUGUCAUUUGAACAUGUCAGUAGUCAGAUGUCAACUUGUAUUGAUUGAACAACAUUUCGGUGUUUUACUCUUUUAGAGAAGGAACUAAAUUAGAGUUGUAAUGAGAUUGGUCUGCGCAAGAUGAUCUCUGGAUAUAAUCAAGUGACUGUACGUCUAAAUUAGUUUUACUAUGUCA